CAUAUAAUGUAGGUAGUGUAGACAUCUUCAAUGUUAUCAUGAUAUGUUUGUUGUGACAAUAGAAAAGAUAAAUAAUCAUGGUUCUUUCUUGCUUAGUGUGUAAACUAAAAAUAAAUACAGCAGAUAAAUCUGUGUCGUUUCACAAGUUUCCCAAAAAUGAAAAUACAAAAACAAAGUGGUUACGAGUUCUGGACAUUGCAGAUAUUAAACCAUCAUCAAGAAUAUGCUCUCAUCAUUUUAAAGCAGAGGAUUUUACACUGGGUACAUUAAAUUUAAAGCUUCGGUUAAAAUGGACAGCUAUUCCAUCUAUAAAUUUAAAAAGAAAUCUUCAAACAGAUUUACGUAAUGUACAAACUAGUAGUAACCAGAAAAUCAUAUAUAAUCAAGAGUUUAUGAAAGAUUAUAUAUUUUAUAGAAAAUUUUUACGAAAUGAAGAUGAUGAUGGCUUGCCAUUAAAAAAUGUAAGAAGAUUAUCGGACAUCAAUAUAGAUGAUGUUUCAAAAUCUUCUGUAGAAGCGAAGAUGUGCUUAGAAGUUGCUAUGGAAGAAAUAAAAGAACAAGGACAUAAAAUUAGACAAUUGAAAAAGAAAGUUAACAGAUUAGAAUCUGUUGUUUGUGAUUUAAGAUCUUUGAUAAAAGAAUUAAAAUAUAAAAAAUUUUUGUCAAAGUCAAAUGACACUUACGUGAACCUUCUUUGGACGAAUCUGGAGAUGAAUUCAAUAAUAUUGGAGAAAUAAAAUAAGCGAUAUAUAUAUAAUAUAUAAAUAUGUAGAGAAAUAAUUAAAAAUAGAUAAAAGAAAAAUAAAUCUGAUAAAG
Vespula pensylvanica (western yellowjacket) is the source of this 816-nucleotide messenger RNA. RefSeq lists its product as uncharacterized. The record is from RefSeq and is a predicted model, not a curated record. The transcript has 4 exons. Gene Ontology annotation, molecular function: sequence-specific DNA binding. Bases 78 to 737 code for a protein of 219 amino acids. NCBI's taxonomy places the organism in Eukaryota, Metazoa, Arthropoda, Insecta, Hymenoptera, Vespidae.